CGAGUACCAUUUUCACUUAAUCUCUUUCUCCAGUCGACGUUUGUCCAUAUCGUUCCCUAUCUUCCACUCCUCGAUUCUCUAACUAUGGUCAAUGCAUGUAAGUUUUGAUUCGCCAUUACAUUUGUCUGUCUAGCAGGGCGAGUAUAGCAUAUUUUAUAUACUCUCGGAAGUGGGUAUCUAAGCUAUAGAAUAAAACAACUGAGUGGUUUUUGGUUUUGUAAAGAAACCACUUUCAUCUUUCCUUAUAAAGCAUAAAGACUAUGUAUCCAUAAAAACAUUUUUUUCUUCUGAAAAAGAGUUGAUUGAUUUCUCAGCCUUUGCUCCUACUCCAACAAUUGAAAUUGAUGUUGGAUUUGUUGGAUCUAGCAAAGGAGGAAAAGAAAAGAAAAGAAAAGGAGGCCAAGAUUGAGAAAGAAAAGAAUAAGAUGGGAAGAGGGAAAAUUGUGAUCCGUAGGAUUGAUAAUUCAACGAGUAGGCAAGUGACUUUCUCAAAGAGAAGAAAUGGGUUGCUAAAGAAAGCUAGAGAGUUGUCAAUUCUUUGCGAUGCAGAAGUUGGUGUUAUCAUCUUCUCCAGCACUUCCAAGCUUUAUGAUUAUGCAAGCACUAGUAUGAACUCUGUCAUUGAGCGUUACAACAAGCUGAAAGAGGAACAACAGCAACUGAUGAAUCCUGCUUCAGAAAUCAAGUUUUGGCAGAGGGAGGCUGCAAGCUUAAGGAAGGAAUUACAGUACUUGCAAGAAAGUCAUAGGCAACUAAUGGGAGAAGAACUUUCUGGGCUAAGUGCCAAAGAUCUACAAAAUUUAGAAAAUCAACUAGAGAUGAGUCUGAAAGGUGUUCGAAUGAAAAAGGACCAGAUUUUAACUGAUGAAAUCAGGGAACUAAACAUAAAGGGAAAUCUCACUUAUGAAGAAAACCUAAAACUGCAUAAGAAAGUAGAGCUCAUCUAUCAAGAAAAUGUUGAAUUACGCAAGAAGGUAAAUGAAGAAAGGGAUGUGAGAGAAGCAAAUAAAAGCUCUCACCCACCAUACACUUUAAGCAAUGGGUACGAUAUACAUGCUCCAAUUCAUCUUCAGUUGAGCCAACCACAACCUCAUAGCAAUCAAGCACCACCAAAACCAAUGAAACUGGGAUUACAACUGCAAUAACAAAGCAGUAAAUGGCUAUAAACAGAUAGCAGUCAUCAUCCUAGUAACUUGCCCUAUUAUCAAUGUUUUAUGUUAAGAGAUCUUGUACAUCAACUAUCAGAAGUAUCUUCCAGAAAGAGAAACACAUUGGGUCUAGUAAGGUACAUUCCAUAGAAUAGAUUUUAGAACUGUUGUAAAUUUAUUGACAAGACCUCCUAUCAACAAGGAUUAGCAAUAAUGGGAAACUUUAAUUUGGUUAAGAACUUAUUGUCAUCAACAAAAGCUUGUUUGAAUUAUGGUAUUUAUAUAUAUUUAUCAAUAAUUUAUUAA
Ricinus communis (castor bean) is the source of this 1454-nucleotide messenger RNA. Its product is annotated as MADS-box transcription factor 23. NCBI's taxonomy places the organism in Eukaryota, Viridiplantae, Streptophyta, Magnoliopsida, Malpighiales, Euphorbiaceae. The record is from RefSeq and is a predicted model, not a curated record. Gene Ontology annotation, biological process: positive regulation of transcription by RNA polymerase II. Gene Ontology annotation, cellular component: nucleus. Gene Ontology annotation, molecular function: protein dimerization activity; RNA polymerase II cis-regulatory region sequence-specific DNA binding; DNA-binding transcription factor activity, RNA polymerase II-specific. The transcript is spliced from 9 exons. The coding region runs from base 345 to 1145 and encodes 266 amino acids.